AAAGACACCUCCUAUUUCAGCAUUUAGCUGUCAGUCUGCAGUCAGUAGAAUCACAGCAUCAUUGGACACCUAGGCAAAAGAAGCACAGACAGACACCUUCUCUGCAACCCCAAGGGGGGAAAACCCUAUAAAUUCAGCUGGAAAGACAGUGAGAAAGAAGAGACAUAACACUUAUCUGCUUUGAUAUCUGGAGUUCUAGGAACAUUGCUCCAAAAUGUUGGGAUAAUGUAAGAGUUCAUUCCAGUUCAAUCCUGCAAAACUGUUACUCAAUUAAGCUGCAACAACACUAUCACAUUAUAUCAAACAUUGGAAGUACAAUGGAUGGUACUGCCCUAAUAGUGGUGAUGUAAAUUAUGGAAGAACAACAAUCAGCACCUGUGGACUACAGACAAUUAUGAGACUGGAAUUACAUCUUGGAUACCUAGAGCAUGCUAUUUCUUUAGCAAUAAAUUCCAGGGACUAAAGACAGGCACAUUCAGUAACACUGGAGAGGUAUCUAUGACUUCCUCUGCAAACAUAUCACACAUAUUUGAAGAAUGGAUGGGAACAACACAUCUGAUGGAAUAUUUUCUCUUAGGAUUCAGAUGGCUAUUUCUGGCAUCAGUUGCAGGUGUUCUCUGGGUCCUUUUCUAUGUCUAUCUCUCUGCUUUUGUGGUUUUGAUCUACGAGAAGACCCUUAGAUUAAAGGGAAAAUAUGAUGCCGUAUGUUAUAUAAUUCUGGCAUACCUCUGGGACAUCUUUGGAAGAAUAUGGCAUGGUUAUGAACUACAUGGCAUAGAAAAUAUACCAAAUGGACCAGGACUCAUAAUUUAUUACCAUGCAGCAAUUCCCUUGGACUAUAUCUUAUUUAUAGCAAAGUUAUAUCUUUUGGAGAAGAAAAUGUGUUAUUCAGUGGUUGAUCGCUUUGCCUUUAAAAUGCCAGGCCUGAAGAAUAUGUACGAGAUCUUGAAAAUGACAACUGGUACAAAGGAUGAAUGUCUUUGUACUCUGAAGGAAGGUCACUUGUUGGCUAUUUCACCAGGAGGAAUGCGAGAAGCCCUCUUCAGUGAUGAAACCUAUACAAUGAUAUGGGGCAAACGAAAAGGUUUUGCACAGAUUGCUCUAGAUGCAAAAGUGCCCAUAAUUCCUAUGUUUACACAGAAUGUUCGUGAAGGGUACAGGACCAGUGGAAAAAUAGGAGUAUUGCGAAAACUAUAUGAAUCUCUUCGAGUGCCAUUUGUUUUUAUAUAUGGUGGGUGGCCAGUUAAAUGGCGUACAUAUAUAGGAGAGCCUAUUCCAUACGACCCAAAUAUAACUGUUGAAGAGCUAGCCAAAAAGACAAAGAUUGCUCUGCAGUACUUAAUAGACAAACAUCAAAGGAAGCCGGGAUGCAUAAUAAGAGCUCUGCUGGAAAGAUUUUAUAAUCCUAACCAUGCAAAAGAUGUCUGAUUACCUUGAAUAAACUAUGUGGCAAGGUCUGCUUCAUUAUUUAAAUACUAAACCAAUUUUUACUGCCUUGCUGUAGAAGUGGGAAGAAGUACAUUAGUGUUCUUGAGCCACAGCACACCCUCUCCCAAAUUAAUCUGGAUCUUUAAAAGACUUCAAGCAAGAUAUACAAUAUUCUCUUUAUUUUUAAAACCUUUUGAACUUCUGCCGCUUCGAGUUUAUGCUGUUCUGAAGCCGCUGGAGGCUCUGGGAGGAUCCAGGAGCAACUGUACCCUGCACUAUAUUGAAAUCAAACGCCUUAAUAAAUUUAUUAAAUUAUAUUCUUGUGUAAUUUGUAUUGAUUGUAUUCUGUAUCAAUUCCUAAAUGUAUACAGUGGUAUCAAAUAUGUUGUGAAGGCAUCGGUUUCUCCGAUGCCCCCUAUUUUAAUAAGCUUCUAGGAAAAGAGAUUUCUCAGCCAUUAAGAGGUCCCUCCAGAAAUCUCACAAACUAGGUAAUAUCAGUUUCUUUGUGUAUAUAUGUGAGAGAUUAUUCCUUUAUCAUCAGGGUAGUACAUAUACAGUGAAGACAUCUGCCUUUGCGCUAUGCUACUUUGCUGCUGAGUAUGCAUGCCCAGUGUGGAACACAUCUCACCACGCUAAAACAGUGGAUGUGGCUCUUAAUGAGACAUGCCGCAUUAUCACGGAGUAUCUGCACCCUAUACCACUGGAGAAAAUACACUGUUUGGCUGGUAUUGCACCACCUCACAUCUGCCGGGAAGUAGCAACCAAUAAAUAGUGAAAGGACCAAGGCAGUGACAUCUCCAGCCCACCCCCCUGUUUGGGUAUCAGCCAGCACACCAAUGCCUUAAAUCAAGAAAUAGUUUUCUAAUAUCUACAGAGACGCUUGCUGGAACACCUCAGCAAGCGAGAGUCCAAAAGUGGCAGGCUAAAACCCAGAACCUCAAUCAAUGGCUGAUACCAAAUGAGAGACUCCCUCCUGGGCACACAGAAAACUGGACAACUUGGAAGGCGCUGAACACUGCGCUCUGGCACCAUGAGAUGUGCAGAGCCAACCUUAAGAAAUGGGGCUACAAAGUGGAAUCCACGACAUGCGAGUGUGGAGAAGAGCAAACCACAGACCACCUACUGCAAUGCAACCUGAGCCCUGUCACAUGCACAAUGGAGGACCUUCUUGCAGCAACAAUAGAGGCACUCCGUGGCCAGCUACUGGUCAAAGGACAUUUAGUCAACUACCAAGUUUGCAAACUUUGUGUUUUGUUUGUUUGUUUGUUUGUUUUUAAUGCAAUACAACUGUUUGGUUUGCUCCUGACACGAUAAAUAAAUAAAUA
This is a messenger RNA of Anolis sagrei ordinatus, 2753 nucleotides long. The record is from RefSeq and is a predicted model, not a curated record. Lineage: Eukaryota; Metazoa; Chordata; Lepidosauria; Squamata; Anolidae.